AUAUAUUUAGUGACAUCAGGGCCAGCGGGACAAAACAUUCUAUCAAAGAUGGCUAACAGAACAGUGUCUGAUGCUAAAACCAUCAGAGGCACAAAUCCCCAAUACCUUGUUGAAAAGAUUACAAGAACUAGAAUUUAUGAGAGUAAAUACUGGAAAGAAGAAUGUUUUGCACUUACAGCUGAACUGCUGGUUGAUAAAGCCAUGGCUUUGGAGCAUAUUGGUGGAACAUUUGGCGGGAACAUCAAGCCUACACCUUUCUUGUGUUUAGUUUUGAAGAUGUUACAAAUUCAACCAGAAAAAGAUAUCAUUGUUGAGUUCAUCAAAAAUGAAGAUUAUAAAUAUGUUCGAGCACUUGGUGCGUAUUACAUGAGACUUGUUGGAACAUCCUUAGAGUGUUACAAGUAUCUGGAACCUCUUUAUAACGAUUACAGAAAAAUGAAAAGAAAAGAUAAAAAUGGAGUGUUCCAUGUUAUUCACAUGGAUGAGUUCAUCGACGAAAUGUUAAGGGAAGAGCGAGUUUGUGAGAUCAUGCUACCACGAAUACAGAAACGGCACGUUUUAGAGGAACUGGAAGAACUUGAACCUAGAGUUAGUGCGUUGGAAGAUGACAUUGAUGACAUGGAGUCUGAUGAUGACGACGAUAUGAAGGAUUCUCCACCGAGGAAACGCAGUGAAACACCAGAGAGGAGGAGACGAAAGAGUCGCUCUCCGGAGAGAAGACGUAGGUCUCGCUCAGCAUCGCCACACCGUCGGAGUCGUAGAAGUCCAAGUCCACGACGCCACAAGCAUCGAAGUAGAAGUCGUUCGAGGUCACCUAGACGAAGACGUCACCGCUCACGAUCUCGUUCUCGAUCUCCCAAACGCAGUAGAAGAUAAUGUUGUGACGUGGGUGAAGUUUGUUUUUUAAAAAAACACUUGUUCCCAGUCUCCUUGUAAAUAGAUUCGAUAUGCAUUUUAA
Hydractinia symbiolongicarpus is the source of this 958-nucleotide messenger RNA. Its product is annotated as pre-mRNA-splicing factor 38A-like. Gene Ontology annotation, cellular component: precatalytic spliceosome. The record is from RefSeq and is a predicted model, not a curated record. The transcript has 9 exons. Bases 49 to 876 code for a protein of 275 amino acids. Lineage: Eukaryota; Metazoa; Cnidaria; Hydrozoa; Anthoathecata; Hydractiniidae.